CGUUAUUCGUUCAACUGUACACGUUGAAGUCGUACAGACGUUAUACGCCGCUGCGAUCGCCGUCCAUGAAGAGUCAAUAUUUCCCAUUUGGUUGAGGGGGCCAAUCAUCUACCCGGAUACUACAUCAGUUAUCACAUACAACAUUGCAACAGACAACGUUAGACAUCCGCAAUUUCUGGUUGCACAAGGACGUCCAAAGAAGGGUCAGUGGAGGAAGUGACUUCGCAGGGAACCUGAACUGAUCAUCAAGAUGUUCCUGGUAAAGUCCAGUGUCACCCUGCUGUGUGUCCUGGGACUGCUUAACGUGGAUGGUGAGUUGGUAUGGAGACUAUGCCCUAAUGGACAAUGCCUCUGUCGGCCACAUUCUUCCCAUGCUGUGCACAUGAACUGUUCAGGUGGUACCUUCACACGCAUCCCAACGCCACCCAACAAAUCCCUUCCACUGUAUCUGACAUUAGACCAAAAUAAUCUGACCAGUGUUACUAGUGAUACGUUCCGUAACAUUCCCAAGUCCGGCCUAAGAUCCCUGCUCAUAUUCAAUAACAAUAUUUCCCACGUCUCCGGUGAUGCCUUCAGUGGGUUCACAAACAUGCAUACGAUUGUUUUUUCGAAUAACCGCAUUACGGAGAGAUCACUGACAUCGGCGGUUGCCAGCCUUAAAAACUCCUCGAUAACGAGUCUCACGAUAAGUCGUACGAAGUUGAGUAUGUUCCCUAAAGAUUUCUUCAACCCUCUAGCUCACAUUGUCAGUCUCAAUCUCAGUCUUGUCAAUAAUCGUUUGGAGAUGUUCCAUUCGGGGGCAUUUGCACCCUUGAAAGGACUCGUGUACCUCAAUCUCAGAAACAACCGGAUUGUUCGGAUGGACAUGACAGACGGUUAUGUCCAGAACAUUAAAAGGCUUCGUCUUGACAGCAAUCGAUUAGAUGACUUCCCCAAUCUGUGUCCAUGCGGUAAACCGCAAUUCCCAGAACUCAUCGAACUAGAUAUCAGGUAUAACCACUUCAGGAACUUGAACAAAAGUUACUAUAACUGUUUGGAUACACUGAAGAUCUUACGUCUUGAUGGGAACUUCAUACCAUGGUUACAGAAGGACCAGUUUGCUGGUCUGAAAUCUCUCGAAAGGCUUGGUCUGUCUAGCAUUGGAUGCACCCUGAGCAAGGUGGAACCAGGAGCUUUCAGGAGUAACACUCUCCAAUACAUCUACUUUCAAAAGAACCAUAUUGAGUUUAACCGCUCAAAGGAAAGUCCCACCCUUACAAUGUUUGAUGGAUGUCCGUCAUUGGAAUAUCUGGAUAUCAAUUAUAAUGUUUUCUCGUAUUUACGGGAGCAGGACUAUGACCGUAUGUUUAGGAACCACACAAAUCUGAAGCAAUUGUUCAUGGGAGGAUGUGGAAUAAAUGCGAUCCCUAAAGCGAUUCCCAAGUAUCUGAAAAACCUGACACGGUUAGCAUUGUACCAUAACGAGAUCAGCGACUUGGAACCAAACCUCUUCAACAACAUGGACAACCUUGUUCGUCUAUUCCUGGGGAACAACAAGAUAACGUCAGUCAACAAUCAACAUUUCUAUCUAACCUCAAAAAACGGAUCUGGGUAUGUGGAUUUAUCGAACAAUCCCCUUUCGUGUGGGUGCGAAUCUCUGUGGUUCAUUGAAACCUUUCAAAAAGACCCUUACCUAUUCCGAGCUGACUGGCACAAAGCAGGCUAUGUCUGUCAUAGUCCCAAAGACUUGCUUGACACCCAAAUCCGAGAUGUGGCAAUAUCAGACCGAACGUGUCUGUUGAGCUGGAACGCCCUGAUGAUCCUCCUUGUGGGUUCCAGUGUCCUCAUCACCCUCCUGGCCACCCUGUCUGUCCUCUACUACUACAGAUGGAACUUGAUGUAUCUGGUGCUCAUGAUGAGAUACAAGGAACGGGAGGUGUCAGACAGACAACAGUUUCUGUAUGACGUAUUCGUAGCGUACAACAUCGACGACCUGGCCUGGGUGAAACAGCACCCUCCUGUAUUGGAGGGAUCAGACGGGCUGAAAUUGUGCAUCCAUAACCGAGACUUUGAAGUUGGUGAGAUGAUCGUUGACAAUAUUGUUCAAAGUAUAGAAAAUAGCCGGAAAGUGAUCAUUGUCCUGUCGAAUAAUUUUGCCAAAAGUAACUGGUGCAGGUUUGAGCUGGAUAUCAUUCAACGGCAUGUGAUAGAAUGUGGUCAGCGCCUCCUGGUGGUGGUGAUGCUUGAACACAUAGAACCGUGCCUCGUUACUAAGGCGAUGAAAGCAAUGCUGCUGACGACAACAUACCUGGAAUGGGGAGAGGACAGACAAACCAAACAGGCCUUUUUUAAUCGUCUGCGACUUCUUGUGAAAAGACCUUUACCCUCGGUAUCGACAAGGAAGAUGUCUGUGUAACACGACCGCUUCUGCUAAUAACUCUGUAGCGAACUAUGAGAAUGACAGUUCAAACGAACAUAUAAGCAAACUAGGCGUACAGUUAUACAUAUGUCAUGUUUGGUUUGGUUUGGUUGGUGUUUAACACCGCACUCAGCAAUAUUCCAGCUAUAUGGCGGUCUGUAAAUAAUCGGGUCUGGACCAGACAAUCCAGUGAACAACAGC
This is a messenger RNA of Haliotis rubra (blacklip abalone), 2599 nucleotides long. Its product is annotated as toll-like receptor 3. Gene Ontology annotation, molecular function: protein binding; transmembrane signaling receptor activity. The record is from RefSeq and is a predicted model, not a curated record. Gene Ontology annotation, cellular component: membrane. Gene Ontology annotation, biological process: immune response; toll-like receptor signaling pathway. NCBI's taxonomy places the organism in Eukaryota, Metazoa, Mollusca, Gastropoda, Lepetellida, Haliotidae.